Messenger RNA from Macadamia integrifolia, 908 nucleotides. RefSeq lists its product as uncharacterized. Bases 187 to 756 code for a protein of 189 amino acids. Lineage: Eukaryota; Viridiplantae; Streptophyta; Magnoliopsida; Proteales; Proteaceae. The transcript is spliced from 4 exons. The record is from RefSeq and is a predicted model, not a curated record.
CGAUUCAAAUUAUUGGGCCGAAUUGCUAACUUGGUUCUCACUCUAGAGAAAUCCAUCUUCCCAUUAUUUUGUGGUCCAUAUUUUAUUUUCCCGCAAUUUAAAAAAAAAUCAAGACCACUCGUCUUCUCCUACGGCCUACGCUUAUUUCUUCCGGUCUGUUAGUCAAGUUCAGGCGUUGCCUGGAAAAUGGAGUGCUGCUGUUGUGCCACACUAUCAACGUCUUCUUCUUCAACCAUUCUCAACCGUCAGGGUCUUUCUUCAUCACCUGUUGGUAGGAGGUAUUCUAAGAACAAUUUACAUCAGGGGCUGCUGUCUUCCUCGCAUUCUAAACACUUUCUUCAACUGAAUGGCAGAGUGCAGCCAUUUUACAGGCAAACUACACCUUUAUCUCUGAAAACACAUAGAGGGUCCAUAGUCGCAGAAGCUGGAAGACAAGGUUGGGACUUUGGUAGAUUUUUGCAGACAAUAUACUUUUUCAAUGGGCCUCCAUCUCCUGCUAAGUUCUUUGAAUUUCUGAUUGAGAAACUAUCAAGCACAACAGCCAGUGAACCACUGAAGCCAAUGGGGACUUCUGAUGUCAUCCUGGUAGCUGGAGCCACCGGAGGUGUUGGGAGGAGAGUAGUUGAUAUCAUAAGCAAGAAAGGGUUGCCAGUCCGAGUAUUGGUCAGAAAUGAAGAGAAAGCAAGAAGGAUGCUAGGUCAGGAUGUCGACUUGGUGAGCCAUCUACCAAUCUUUGAGACUGAUCUUUCUCUAUAAUAUUGCUUUUAUGUUUGAUAGGUUAAUGGUUUCUCCAACUAUUUAUUUAAAGUUUUGAGUUGUAGCUCUUAUCAAUGAUGUCAAUUAUCAGACUACGUGUGUUUAAUAGUACAUUUUUUUUUUUGGAUGAAUAAAUAAAUUCAUUAACAAGA